AUGAAUGUGCAACUCGUUUCCGCAGAAGGUGACGUCUUCACCGUCGAGCGGCAAGUAGUAUCGCUCAGUGUUGUCCUAAACAACGCGAUUAAAGAUUACGAUGACACCAGCGAGCUGGAGCCCAUAAAACUGCCGGAAAUCAGCACGCGCAUUCUGGGCAAGGUAAUCGACUACUGCCGCUACCACUGGGACAACCCAGCCAAACCGAUACCUAAGCCACUUAAAUCAGCGCGUCUGAAUGAGUUUGUCUGCCCCUGGGACUUCGAGUUCGUCAACGUGAGUAAGGAGGUUCUUUUCGAGCUCAUCAUGGCGGAAAACUUCUUGGAUAUAAAACCGCUGCUCGACCUCACCUGUGCCAAGCUGGCAUCGAUGAUCAAGGGCAAAUCCGUUCAAGAUAUCAGGGACGAAUUCAACAUUGUUAACGAUUUCACUCCAGAGGAGGAGGCCAGGAUUAGGGAAGAGAACAAGUGGUGCGCUGAGUUAUGA
Messenger RNA from Babesia ovata, 486 nucleotides. RefSeq names its product glyco FP21. NCBI's taxonomy places the organism in Eukaryota, Apicomplexa, Aconoidasida, Piroplasmida, Babesiidae. The transcript has 5 exons. Gene Ontology annotation, biological process: SCF-dependent proteasomal ubiquitin-dependent protein catabolic process. The coding region runs from base 1 to 486 and encodes 161 amino acids. Gene Ontology annotation, molecular function: cullin family protein binding. Gene Ontology annotation, cellular component: nucleus; cytoplasm. The record is from RefSeq and is a predicted model, not a curated record.